CCCACCACGACCUAAACAGCACCAGGAGGGAGAGGAGGGAGGAGAGCCGCAGCCCGCAGCAGCAGCAGCAGCGUCGCAGCCCCGCUUUCAGCCUGCAUGGGCUAGUCGGUUAGCUCGCUUUAGCAUCGUCCGACUGCGCCGCACCGCCUCUCCCAGAGCCCGGAGCCCCGGCUGCUAUCUCCGUGUUUGCCUCUCCGUCCCUCGAGUCGUGCUGCCCCGCUGCCCGGCUUCAACAUGAUGAAGUUUAGGUUCCGUCGGCAGGGCACCGACCCGCAGAGAGAGAAGAUAAAACAGGAGCUUUUCGCCUUCAACAAGACUGUGGAGCAUGGGUUCCCUCAUCAGCCCAGUGCUUUGGCCUUUGACCCCAAGCUGGAACUUAUGGCCAUCGGGACAAAAUCAGGAGCCAUCAAAGUCUACGGCUCUCCUGGCGUGGAGUUCACAGGACUACACAAAGACACCACCGCUGUCACACAGAUCCACUUCCUGCCUGGACAGGGCCGCCUGCUGUCACUGCUGGAUGACAACACGAUUCACCUGUGGGAGCUGGUGGCCGGGGCCCCGCGGGAGGUGGGAGGGGUCAAGAGAGAAGGCGUGGUCUCUCUGCAGGAAGUGGACAGUUACAGCCUCCCAGGAAGACCUGGCAUCGAGAGCUGCAGUGCCACUCGGGUGACCGUCCUCCUCUUGCUGAGGUCCUACGAGCUGCUCUGCAUCGGCACAGAGGGAGGGGGCGUGUACUUCCUGGAGUUGCCCCGUCUAUCACUGAAGGAAAACCAGACGCUGCUCCAGGAUCAGAUCACACAGAGCCUGCCAGAUGAUUACAGAUGUGGGAAGUCCUUGGGGCCGGUGGAGUCUCUUCAGGAACAUCCUCAGCAGUCAGGGAAGAUUCUGAUUGGCUACAGCCGGGGCCUGGUGGUCCUGUGGGACCUGAGCACCCGUCAUGCUGAGCAGCUCUUUCUGGGCAAACAGCAGCUGGAGAGCCUGGUGUGGGAACGCUCGGGAAACUUAUUCGUCAGUUCCCAUAAUGAUGGAGGCUACUCUGUGUGGACUGUUACUAAUGGCAACAAAUGCAAUCACCAGCCAGUGUCCUCCUCCAUCCCAUAUGGUCCGUUUCCCUGUAAGGCCAUCAACAAGAUCCUGUGGAGAACAACACAGACGGGUUCUCCAGUGUUGUUAUACAGCGGGGGGAUGCCCAGAGCCAGCUACGGUGACCGCCACUGUCUGACUAUUCAACAAGACAAAGAGCACGUCACCCUUGACUUCACAUCCCGAGUCAUCGACUUCUUCACUGUCCACAGCACGGAGCAGGACAAAGAGUUUGAUGAGCCGUCUGCGUUGGUGGUGUUACUGGAGGAGGAGCUGGUUGUGAUCGACCUGGAGACCCCUGGCUGGCCCUCCCUGCCCACACCCUACCUGGCUCCUCUCCACUCCUCCGCCAUCACCUGCUCCUUCCACGUCUCCAGCGUCCCUCCCAAACUCUGGGAGAGGCUGGUCAACGCCGGCAGAGCACAGCAGGGCCGACAACACACACACGGGAGCUGGCCCAUCUGUGGAGGGAAAAACCUGGCUCCUCCACCCAAGCAACAAGAGCUGCUAUUGACAGGGCAUGAAGAUGGCACUGUGCGAUUCUGGGACGCGUCAGGUGUCGCUCUCACUCCGCUGUACAAACUGAGCACAGCCAACGUCUUCCACACCGACUGCGACCCCUGCGACGAGCCUCAGGACCCCAGCGACGACCCCGACAUGCAGCAGGAGGAGGAAUGGCCUCCGUUCAGGAAGGUUGGCUGUUUCGACCCGUACAGCGAUGACCCCAGACUGGGCAUCCAGAAGAUCAGUCUGUGCAAAUACAGCAACAAGCUGGUGGUGGCGGGAACUGCCGGACAGGUGAUUGUUCUGGGUUUGAGUGACGAGCGUUCUGACCACUUGGUGGACGUGUCCGUGGUGGAUCUGCUGCAGGACAGGGAGGGCUUCACCUGGAAGGGCCACGACAGACUCGAGCCACGCCUUAAACCCGCCCCCUUCCCCCCGGGCUUCCAGCCGCUGGUGCUGGUGCAGUGCCUGCCGCCGGCCUCCGUUACAGCAGUGGCUCUGCAUGCAGAGUGGAACCUGAUCUCCUUCGGGACGAGUCAUGGAUUUGGCCUUUUUGACUACCACAGAAGAAACGCUGUGCUGGCCAGAUGCACCCUGCACCCCAACGACUCGUUAGCGAUGGAGGGUCCCCUAUCAAGAGUCAAGUCCUUGAAAAAGUCCUUACGACAGAGCUUCAGACGCAUCCGCAAGAGCAGGGUGUCGGGGAAGAAACGCACCAUCACCACACCCACCAGCAAGGUCCAGGAGGCCAACGCUGCUUUGGCAGAGCAGGAGGACGUGGCUCCGAUACAGCGGAGGAUCGAGCCCCGGUCAGCGGACGACUCGCUGUCCGGAGUGGUCCGAUGUCUCUGCUUCGCUGACACCUUUCUACGUGACGGUACACACCACGGCCCCACGCUUUGGGCGGGCACCAACUCGGGCAGUGUGUACGCCUACGCUCUGGAGGUGCCCGGCGUCGGCUCGGGCCGCGUUUGUGAGCGCGGCGGAGCGGGUGAGAGCAGUGUGUGUGUGGAGGCAGUGCUGGGUAAAGAGAUCCAGCUGAUGCACAGAGCCCCCGUGGUGUCCAUCUCCGUGUUGGACGGCCGGGGGAAACCGCUACCGGACCCGUACGAAGCCUCUCAGGACCUCGCCAUCGCGCCGGAUAUGACCAACGCUCACUCUGUCCUAAUCGCGUCAGAGGAACAGCUAAAGGUGUUCUCUCUCCCCAAGGUGAGCGCUAAGACCAAGUUCAAGCUGACGGCACACGAAGGCUGUCGGGUGAGGAAGGUGGCCCUGGUGGUGUUCAGCUCCACAGCUCAGGAAGACUACAGCGAACACACACUGGUCUGUCUGACCAACCUGGGCGACAUGCACCUCUUCAACAUACCCGGCCUCCGACCACAGGUGCGCCACGACUGCAUCCGUAAAGAAGACAUCAGCGGCAUUGCAUCGUGCGUCUUCACCAAGAACGGACAGGGGUUUUACCUGAUCUCUCCCUCAGAGUACGAGAGGUUCUCCCUGUCAGCCAAAGUCCUCACUGAACCGCUCUGCUCUGUUCAGCUGGACCGACCACUAGAGCCCACACCUGCCAGCGAUGGCACGACGACGCAGCCGCAGGCCAACGGAACCCACAAGAACCAGAUGGGUCAGGCUGAGGGGCAAACAGAGGAGCCUCCGAGCUCCCUGUCCUCCCCCAUCCUGGACACCCCGCUGGACUCCCCCCUCAGCUGUGCUGACCUCACCCUGGACUCCACCGGAGAAAUCACCGUGGAGGACGUCAGGGAUUUUCUAACCACUGUGGAUGAGGCGGAAAAUAACCUAAAGAACAUUAAAGAGGAGGAGGGACGCUCGACUGGCAUCCUCAUUAACUGAACAGUAUUACAGGGAGGGGCUCAAGUGGUCUGGAUGGACCGGAUUUCAGUGCUGGACCACAAACAUCUCCCAUCAUCCCACUGUGGAGCCCCCUCAGUCAGCACUCUGCACUCUCCUGUCAGCCUGGCACAAACCGGGAAGAAAGCCUUCAUACGGACUCUUGUUGAUGUUGUUGUUGUUUUUUUUCCUCCCGCUGGAAGAAAACCCCAUCUUCUUCUUCUCUAACCACUCUGGAAACAUGACAUUUCCUCCCACGUGGAGACAGACGCAGCAUACUGAGCACAGUGUGGCGCCCGGAUGGACCUGAUGAUUCUGAUUUCACUGAAAACUGAACUUUUUUUUCCGUCAUCCAUCUCAAUGCUCUGCGCGAUCAUUCCUCCCAAACCCUCGGAUGGUUACAUGGCGGUCUCCAGGCGUAAUGGCUGCGGCUCAGCCUUCGAGGAAAGAGCUGUUCUAUCCUGCGUAGGAGACCAGUGACGUUUCUGUGUUUUUAUUUUUUUAUCCACAGGCGCGCUGGGAUCGGUCUGAGGUUGGAACUGGAACCAGUGAGCUUGUGGAUUGCUCGUGGAUGUGUUGGAUUGUUUUGCACGCCACCACAGCCCUGUAAAUGACCCGCGUUUAUGAAAUAAAUAUCCAGCAGAGACUGAAAGGGAGCGUUGUAGAGUUCAAGAGAGUAAGACUAGAAAAAUGUAGUAUUUUGAAUAUUUGAAAGCUGUACAAUUUGUAUGCUGCCCCUCCCGGGUGCCAUUAAGUGCAGUUGAAUUGCUUCUCCCAGUGUCCUGUGUGGGCUGAAGUCAGCUGUUUUCACAUCAGUGAGCCAAUAAUUUACAUAUAUAUUAUUAUUAUACACAAGCACAUCACCACCAGGGUUUUGGGAAGCUCUCUGUCUACUCUCUUGGUAUUGAAGAAAAAAGGACUUGGAUAAUGAAGAGGCGUUUUGUAAUACAAAGAUUGAUGUUCUAUUACAUAUGUUUUGUAUUGAAGAAAGUAAAGAUAUUUUAAUGACUAAUAGAAAGAGGAAGAGGAUGCAAGAGGAAAGAAUCACACUGAUUUCAAAGGGAACCAGCUGGUAAAGAGGGAAGCAAAGGCGGUACUAUGUAUUUAAAGGGACAGUCCACCCCAAAAUAUAAAAAAACACCCUGCAACUCACCAAAACAAUGUCAAUUGAUAAAUUCAAAAGCAGAAAAGAGGAAAAAAUGUGUUUUUUCAUUUUGGGUGACAUGUCCCUUUAAGGACAGAUUUCGGUGAAACAAUAUUUUUGAAAUACCUUUAUUGCUGAAUGCAUGGCCUGAGUUGCAUAUACAUUAUUUAUCUAUCAGUCAGAAUUGGACAAAUCCUGUUUUUAUUAAGAACACAUUGUGAUAGUUUGCUAAAAUCAGAUCUGAAGAAAAGAAAAGCGUUCCCAGUAGUUAAAAAAUAAAGAGAAGGUAAAGAAUGUGGUAAAACUGGAGUUGUUAAAUCCUCCAUCCUCUGUUACAUCAUCUCAUGCAGAAAUCUUUUUGACGGGACUCAGGGAAGUGUGGCACGGGAAGCAAAGUCAGUCUGAAUGCUAAGUGUAAUGUACUGUGUACUACGAUGCACCCAGGAGAUGUCUUUUGUGGGUUUCUGUGAAUCGGUGCAUUCUGGGUAAUAUUGGCUAGAGGCAGAGCUUUGAUCACCAGUAUUUUUAACACUUUUAAAAAAAGUUUUACUGUGUAAAAAGAAAAAAAAUAUAAACAGUAUCUAUACCUAGGUUUACAAAAGACAGGUUUAUAACGGCAAGCCGAUGAUAGAGUAAGACGAUAGAACUGUAGAACCUGUCGUAGCCUAAAACCGCUCAGUAUUCACCUCACGUAAAACAAAAUAAAAAGUAAAAAAGGGACCUCACUACUAACUAAUGUAGCUCAACAGGUAGGAAUCAUAUUAAUGCUUUUGUAAUUUUGUGUUAGUUUGUUUUGGUGCUCUGGUUGACACAAAUUAUUAACCCCUUGAUGCUACAGCUGGCACGAUUUACUUUUGUAAUUCCACAAUUAAGAUGAAUUUGUUUCUACUUUGUCAUUCAGUUUUGUGUGUAGGAUUUUAAUCGGGUCAUUUAGCGUUUUGGCUGAUGAAGAAUUGUGAAUGUUAAUAAAAUUAUUUACUCUCUAUGGGAA
Molecule: messenger RNA, 5570 nt
Organism: Centropristis striata (black sea bass)
Lineage: Eukaryota; Metazoa; Chordata; Actinopteri; Perciformes; Serranidae
Gene: llgl1
Product: LLGL scribble cell polarity complex component 1
Exons: 24
Coding region: 235-3438 (1067 amino acids)
Biological process (GO): cortical actin cytoskeleton organization; regulation of establishment or maintenance of cell polarity; establishment of spindle orientation
Cellular component (GO): plasma membrane; cortical actin cytoskeleton; cytoplasm
Molecular function (GO): GTPase activator activity; myosin II binding
Source: RefSeq, a predicted model, not a curated record